CCUGCCUAGAGUACCCUGGGGUCUGCUCUUUGCCUGUUCCUAUGUGACACUGGUCCUUGUCCUCUGCACUGUUCAAUCUGAAGCCUCAUGUAUGAAGCAGUCUGGCCAACCACAGACCUUCAGUCAACCUAGAGACAUCAAUGCAAGCCUGAAAAAAGCAGUUUCUUCCUCCUAAGCCAUGGCAUAUCAGUUGUACAGAAAUACCACUUUGGGGAACAGCCUUCAGGAGAGCCUAGAUGAGCUCAUACAGUCUCAACAGAUCACCCCUCAACUUGCCCUUCAAGUUCUGCUUCAGUUUGAUAAGGCUAUAAACUCAGCGCUGGCCCAGAGGGUCAGGAACAGAGUCAAUUUCAGGGGCUCUCUAAAUACAUACAGAUUCUGCGAUAAUGUAUGGACUUUUGUAUUGAAUGAUGUUGAAUUCAGAGAAGUGACGGAACUUAUUAAGGUGGAUAAAGUGAAAAUUGUAGCCUGUGAUGGUAAAAAUACGGGCUCCAACACCACAGAAUGAAAGGAAGGCGGCUUUUCACUCCGUCUCCUGUUGUUACGCCUCGUCUUGGGAAGAGACUCUUUUUAAUUUGUUCUCACAUUGCAAGAACGACCACGCUGCUCUACCACGGAGAACUGCAGCGGAACGAGGCCUGGGACCCUGCUCUCUCCCAUCACCUUUACUAUGCAGACAGCACGAGCAAAUUAGCUUUCAAGAACAUUCUUUAAUAAACCCUUUGAAAACGCA
This is a messenger RNA of Jaculus jaculus (lesser Egyptian jerboa), 733 nucleotides long. It is a transcript of the gene Gtf2a2, whose product is annotated as general transcription factor IIA subunit 2. The coding region runs from base 179 to 508 and encodes 109 amino acids. Gene Ontology annotation, molecular function: RNA polymerase II general transcription initiation factor activity; TBP-class protein binding. The record is from RefSeq and is a predicted model, not a curated record. NCBI's taxonomy places the organism in Eukaryota, Metazoa, Chordata, Mammalia, Rodentia, Dipodidae. Gene Ontology annotation, cellular component: transcription factor TFIIA complex. Gene Ontology annotation, biological process: transcription initiation at RNA polymerase II promoter; RNA polymerase II preinitiation complex assembly. The transcript is spliced from 5 exons.